AUGUACGAACCCAGUCCUUCGCAGCCUUAUGAGAUAGGGAACGAGAUUCAGAUGAAGCAUCUCAAACGUUACGGCAAGUCCCCACUGUCCCCAUACGCUCUCCUUGCCUUCUUCCGAAAUGGCAGAAAGCGAAGCCUGGUAAAAUUCGGUCAAUUUGUAACCUGUCGAGCCGUUGCAAAGCCUACGGUUGGCGAGCAGGGUCAGUAUGUAGCAGUAAAGCCAACACAAGCAGCAGGCCUAGGUGGAAAGUACGCAUGGAUGAACGCAGCAAACGCAGCAGCUGCCAACGGUAUGCCUAAACCCAAGCCUGCCCCCGCUGCUCCCAUCAUCCCUUCCCCAGCAGCAGUAGCCUCCGCUAGUCCUGUAGCUCCCACCACUGCGUCACCUGAAACCACUACGGCUCCAGCUGCUGGUGUUCCUAGUACGACGGGGAGUUCGCAGUGGCCACGGCCGUAUGUCCCGACGAAGAAAGCGGAUGCUACGUCGACGCCUGUGGAGGAAGACACGUGGACGCUGGUGACGAUACGCGGUGCGAUGUUCGUGGUGGAGAGGGAGAGAUGGCAUGGCGCACCACCCCCAACGAUGAGUGCACUUGGCGCCUCUUCGACUAUCCUCUGUUUCUCCUGCAUCCAUUCAGUCAUCGGGUGUAGGAUUUUGAUCUUCCACGCUCGUUGGCGCUGGUUCGUCUUCCUCUUCAUGCUCGAACUCUUCGUCCGAGUCGACGGUAGCCUGAGCUGCUCUUUGUAUGGCGGCUCUGGAAGAGAAUCAGUAACAGCAUUGGGCGCGUUGAAGUUGCUUCUUAUAACUUCUGGACGUCAAAACAGACCUGGCCCUGCUCGCCAACCGUAUGGUCCUAACCCGCAAGUCCUAGUACCUUCUCGCGUUGAACACAGCGAGGAAAAGCAACGGAAAAUGCAAGGCUGCCAGUUCGUGGAUGUGCUCCAACAACGGGUACUAGGUUUGUCUCUUGUUUGUCUCCGUGAGAAAGAUCAAAACACCACUUCCAUGUGGAAGCGCAAAACAUGUAUUUCAGAAAAAACAUAA
Messenger RNA from Laccaria bicolor S238N-H82, 1044 nucleotides. RefSeq lists its product as uncharacterized. Bases 1 to 1044 code for a protein of 347 amino acids. The record is from RefSeq and is a predicted model, not a curated record. NCBI's taxonomy places the organism in Eukaryota, Fungi, Basidiomycota, Agaricomycetes, Agaricales, Hydnangiaceae. The transcript is spliced from 8 exons.